Cucurbita moschata (crookneck pumpkin) is the source of this 3704-nucleotide messenger RNA. RefSeq names its product zinc finger CCCH domain-containing protein 65. Gene Ontology annotation, molecular function: RNA binding; metal ion binding. The coding region runs from base 188 to 2980 and encodes 930 amino acids. The transcript has 11 exons. Lineage: Eukaryota; Viridiplantae; Streptophyta; Magnoliopsida; Cucurbitales; Cucurbitaceae. Gene Ontology annotation, cellular component: nucleus. The record is from RefSeq and is a predicted model, not a curated record. Gene Ontology annotation, biological process: negative regulation of DNA-templated transcription.
CCGCUUUCCUUGUUUAUUCAAUUUACCUCUCCGCCAUUUUUAAUUCCACCAGGUUUAAUGGCGGCCUCUCCUCAUCACCACCAGGUUUCGUUCACUUGCACUUCGCUGAACUUCUCAGCUUCCUCGUAGAAUUGAGGUUUAUAUACAGUAGGAAUCCGUUAUUUGGAAGUGGUAGGUCUGAGUAUUCAUGGAGGACGCUCGUAUUGAAGCCCCGAAGUUAGUGGAAUCAAAAUUAAUGUUCCCGCCUCACCGUCGAUCACAUCUAAAGAGCGACACUUAUCGGACUCUGGUCCGAAUCUUUUCGCCCUUCUGCGGCAGCGACGAUGUCUCUUUGGCAACGGAAUUUGAUCCACAACAACUGAGACAUGCUUAUACCAGCCACUUAAAGCAAUCAACUAUAGAAUCAUCAGGCCAGCUGGUCGAUGAAGAUUUUGUAAGACCAGAAAUUGGAGAUUCAGCUAUGGAAAAGGUGACAGUGGUUGAAGAUGGCAUGGGGAUGGAUAGUCUUGUAGAUGGAUGUUUUCAUGAAUCUGAAGUGAAGAUGAAUGUAAUAAAAGAUAUGUCAAUAGUGGAAAGAAACAACAAUGGGAGUGCUGAAAGGGAACUUCAGGGGGCUAGUUCUCAAGAGAACCAUUGUGUUCACGAGGAAAGUCAUAGAGACAAGUUAGAGGCAGCAAAUAUGGUGGAAGGAAAUAAGGUGCUUAUUGAUGACAACAGUAGUAAUAAGACGAGGUCUUCGGAUCAGACCAAUUGUGGAAAUGAUCAAAUAUCACCUAAAAAGUUCACGGAAGAAAUUGUUGAACAUCAACAAGUCAUGGCUGAACAAGAUGCUGUGAACAGAGUCCAGAAUCUUUCUAUGACAAUAUUCUCGUCAGAAGGCGACAACAUUGGGGAGGCUUCUAAACAUAAGGACAAUCAAGAAAACAUACUUCCGAUUGUAGAUAAGGCCAUGUACCAAUUGACUGAAACACAACCAAAAGAAUCAAAACCUGAGGGCAUAGUUUGCGAGCCUUAUUUAGAGAUGGAGAAAUCUCAUGUUUCUAGUUUUGAGGUCAUGGAGGUGGAAGAUGGUGAACAAUGUAGUGAAAAGGUUUGUGGGGUAGAUCUCUCAUGUUUGGAUGAAGAGAUGCCUUUCUGGGCUAAUGAAUUGAGUAAGAAUAGUGAAGAUUGGGCUGUUUCAAUGGAGGUUGACACCUCCGAAGUAGGGCACAAAAUAGUGUCUGAAGAUAUACAGAUGGAGAAAUGUUUGAUUGAAAAUGAAGACAUUGAGGAGGGUGAAAUUUGUGGUGACUCGACACAUGAAAUUUCAGAAGAUCCAGCUGUAUUAGAUGAGAAGCAUUCCUCGAUUCAAGCUAAUGGAGAAGCAAAGAAGCCGGAUUCCUUAUUCUCCGACAUAGUCGAGAAUGCAACUCAUGAGAAUAAAGAAGAAUCCAAACAAAAGAAGAGUAACUUGGAUGCUUGUAAACAUGGUAGUAUGGAUUCUGUAAAAAUGGUGACAACUAUAAUAGAAUAUCAAAAUGAUUUUAUGUUAGAGGAAGCAGGAUAUACAGUAAAGGAUAGUAGACCCAAUAGGGAUGCAGAUUCUUUUACUGCACGCAUUAGUAAUCAAGUCCCUCAUGGCCAAGUUCCAAGUGAAUGUGCCACUGGACGGAAAGAAAUUGCAUCGACGGAAAAGGAAACUGGAGCUUGCAAUAAGAAAAAACGUGGUUCAUGUACAGAAGGGAGAAAAGAAAGGAAAAAGAUUCAGAAAAGAAAGAAGCGGGCAGAGAAGAACAGAAAACUUGGUGUCAAAAGGUUGAAGCUACUUCCAGUAACAGUGCCUAAACCUGUGGUAUACUGUCGUCAUUAUAUCAAGGGGAGGUGUCAUGAGGGUGACAAGUGUAAAUUUUCUCAUGAUACAACUCCUGCGACAAAAUCCGUACCAUGUAGUUAUUUCGCACGUCAUUCGUGUAUGAAAGGCGAUGACUGUCCAUUUGAUCAUCAGCUGUUCAAGUAUCCUUGUAGCAAUUUUGUUUCAAAAGGUUCAUGCCCUAGAGGUGAUACUUGUAUGUUUUCACACAAGAUUUUGCCACAAGAACAGUCUAAUAUGCAAAAUUUGAAAACCCAAUCGAAACCACCAGUAAUACCGGAUAGUUUUGACUCCCAAAGGAAAUCAAAUAUCAGUGGUGGCACCAAGCAAAAGCCUGUUACUGUUACUGGACCCAGCUACGCUGGAGCUUCUUGCAAUAGAACUCCACAGGGAGAAUCUUUGCUGAAAAAAACAACAGGAUCACUGCCUACUGGAAUCAGUUUUCUCUCUUUUGGGAAGUCCCCUGACCAUUCUUCGCAGGUGAAGAACGAUGAUGUGGAACGUAGGAAUUCGUUAACCCAAAGUGGGUUGUGUUCGGUUGAAAAUUCUAGCGAAAUCUCGAGGAACAUUCAGCCACAAAGAGCACCAGAGGGGAUAAGUAUUCUGUCGUUUGGUAGAACUUCACUCAAGUCUAACAGUGAGAACUUAGCUACACCUUCGAGCUACAAUGCUGCCACUAUUACAUCCGGUAAUCAGACUCCAUCUUCUUCGAAAACUGGUCACGAUCCCAGUGAACUGGCGAAGAAAGUACAAACGACAACGUCCAAACCGACGAACUUCUUUUCUCCGAUGAAGGAAAGCAUGUAUGUUAAGCCUGAAGGCUUAAGUACAAUAUUCUCGAGGCUUCCAGGUACUUCGAUGACAACAGGUCAAUAUUCUGAUAGCUCAGCUUCUAGUAUGAAUAAAGGAACUCCAAACUCCGCUCAGAAGGCUCUACUGUCAACAUUGGCAUUUGCUGCAAAAUAUGAGUCGAUGAAUAAAGGAAAAUCAAGCGCUUCUGCUGGAAGUAACGAUGGUAACAAGGAAGAUAGGAAUGAGAAGAUUAGUGGAAGUCUGAAGAAUGAUCAAGCCAAAGCUUCAAAACUUUUGGAUUUCUUAUUAGGCGUUGGAUCUAAAUCUAAUCUGAAAUGAGAGUGGUUGUAGAUUGCUGCUACUAACCCAGCUGAGCACUUGGAAAAUGGGAUCAAUCAGCUAAAUCAGGGAUUAAAGAGAAUCCAUUCUGUCGCCUUGCUUUCUUUCUCGGUGUCGCCUUCAUGGUUACGAAAUCUGAUUAAUACCGAAUCGGGUAUGAACAUGCUGGGACUGAGGAAGACAUAAUGCUGCUGAUCAGAAGCUUGCAUUGUGUUAUCCCAUCACAAGCCUAUGUUCAAUGAGGAGCUGAAAGCGUCAUGAUAAGGAAGGAAUUGUGAUCCAAUUGAAGGACGAUUCUUGAUUCUUGAAUCCAGCCUAAAGAACUUGGUUAGGAGGACAGGAGACGGCCAUCUCAAGGCACAGCACGACCUACGGGCGAAACCGGCUAUUUGAACCUAUACCAAAGGUUUAGAAGACUUCUACAAUGGACGCUUUUGGAAGUUUCAAGAAGGAAUAAGUUGAUUAGUCCAAAACGGCCGGCCGGUGAGCUGUUCUUCUGUACUCUUAAAUUCAUUUAAGAAAAUUAAUUUUAUCUAUUUGUUUGGGAAUAUAUAUAUAUAUAUAUGACAUUAAUUUUAGGAAUAAGAUAUAUAUAUAUAUAUAUUCCCUCUCGUCACCAUGAUGACUGCUGGGGGGUUUGUUUUGGGAUGCACAUAGGAAAUGAUUACAGCGGUCGAAGAAGAAAUGAAGACUGAUAAAUUAAAUAAUUUUUUAAUUUUUUAAU